Durio zibethinus is the source of this 3514-nucleotide messenger RNA. RefSeq names its product microtubule-associated protein 70-5-like. Gene Ontology annotation, molecular function: microtubule binding. The record is from RefSeq and is a predicted model, not a curated record. NCBI's taxonomy places the organism in Eukaryota, Viridiplantae, Streptophyta, Magnoliopsida, Malvales, Malvaceae. Gene Ontology annotation, biological process: cytoskeleton organization.
AUUGAUACAGUGUCUUGUAUAAAUGUAGUUACUUCAAAAGUAAUAGUUAUUCUGUUUCAUGGAGGUAUGAACAACGGGAAAAGAAUUAAAAUUGGGAAAUGGCUUCUCACUUUUUUUUAUUUUUCUAAUUUCCGGCCCCUCAGAUACCUUUGCUUGAUUAUAUUAUAUUUUAUGCACCGACAACGUUCGUAACAGAGUCUUGAAAAGAAUGACAGCUAACAAGCAAGCAUUGCAAUUCAUAAAACACUUAAAACUUUUCCAUUUGCCUCCCUAUUAUUAGGCCUGUUUUUGAGACUUUAUCUGUCAUACACUGUAAGAUUGCAGCAAAUGGCACCAACGAAUACAGUUUUGGUACACCGCAUAUUUCCAUCUCUAACCUUGGAUAUAUAGUCCAAAUAUAUUCGCACAAAGAUUAGGUGUUUUAGUUUUUGGAGAGACGAAUAUAUGGAGAUUAGUUAGGUGGUAAUUAGCGUCAUAAUUACUCCACAUAUUACUAUGAAAAUGAAAAAAUUGCAUUAAAAGUAAGUCUCUAAUAAGUAAUAGUUAUCGUUUCAUCAAAAAAUAAUAAUUAUAAUAACAGUUAUCAUCAUGAAUCAGAACCGUUGGGAAGAAUAAGUUUUGAUCUUAAAUGGUUGGUUUAUCAUUUACUUAAAGAAUUAAAAUUUGAAAUCAUUGUCAUGAUAAUAAAAGAAAGUAACCGUUACUGUCUUCAAGAAUGAGAGAACAGGCAGGGCCGGGUUUAGGAUGAGUAGCUUUCAAUACUUGCUUAAGAUUACGGGAAGGCCAAUAUUCCUCUCUUUGCGGUCAAUUCCUUAAAGGGAUGGACUCUCUUAAUUUCUUUAACAGAACCCCUGUAUAUUAUUGUCUAACAAGCCUAUAUCUUUUGUUGUUGUUGCUUUUGUUGCUAUUGUACUUGGUGUAUUACUUUUUGCAUUGCCGAGUGCCAAAACAGAAACACAGAAGAUGGUAGGUCAUGAUGAACUAUUCGGAGGCGAAGACCUCUCUCUUGCUCACCCUGACCCUGUUGUGUUAGAGCUCACCCGAUUGCAGAACCAACUCAAAGAAAAGGACCGGGAGUUAGGAGCUGCUCAGGCUGAAAUCAAGGCUUUGAGAGCAACUGAAGUGCUGAAGGAUAAGGCCAUAGAAGAGCUCCGGAGUGAAGUUCAAAAGUUGGAUGAGAAACAUAGAGUCACUGAGAAUCUCCUCCAACUUAAGAAUCUUGAAAUCAAGAGACUGACAAAUGAGAAGAAAGAAGCACUGGCUGCACAAUUUGCCGCAGAAGCAACUCUUAGAAGAGUGCAUGCAAAUCAAAAGGAUAAUGAUGAUGGUGUUUCUAUUGAGUCUGUCAUUGCUCCUCUGGAGGCAGAGAUUAAAAUGUAUAAAAAUGAGAUUGCGAUACUACACGAGGAUAAGAGGGCUUUGGAACGUCUUACUAAGUCAAAAGAGUCUGCUUUGCUUGAAGCAGAGAGGAUUUUGCGAAGUGCUUUAGAAAGGGCUUUAAUAGUUGAGGAGAUUCAAAACCAGAACUUUGAGUUAAGGAGACAGAUUGAGAUUUGCCAGGAGGAGAAUAAGAUCCUUGAGAAAACCAAUCGCCAAAAGGUCUUAGAGGUUGAAAAGCUUAGCCAAACCAUUCAGGAACUUGAAGAGGCCAUUUUGGCUGGUGGGGCUGCUGCUAAUUCUAUCCGUGACUAUCAGCGACAAAUUUAUCAACUUCAUGAGGAAAAGAGGACACUUGAAAGGGAGCUCGCAAGAGUCAAAGUUUCAGCAAACCGCGUAGCGACUGUGGUGGCUAAUGAGUGGAAGGAUGAGAAUGACAAAGUAAUGCCUAUCAAGCAAUGGCUGGAGGACAGAAGGCUGCUGCAGGCCGAGAUGCAAAGAUUGAAAGACAAACUAGCUGUGUCAGAGAGAACAGCAAGGGCAGAAGCACAGCUUAAGGAUAAAUUCAAGCUAAGGCUCAAGACCUUGGAAGAUGGCUUAAAACAUGUAUCAAGUUUCUCAGUUAAUCCUAAUGCAUCUUGUGGGUCCCCAAAACCAGAAAAGUCCAGCAACAUCUUAGGGUUUUUAACAAGCAGCGGUGGACUAAGAAAGAGGUCUACCUCUCAGCCAAGGGCUUCCACCAUCAGUGGAAGUUCUCUACUGCAGCGGCCAAGUGUAGAAAAUGGCAAAGCCAAUGCUAAUACCGGAAUAAAACAAGCAAAUAGCUUGAAAAAGAGGGCUGCAUCGGGAGAAAAUAUGCUAAGAAAAAAUUUGUGGGCGUCUAGGUCUAAGGUUGCUGAUAGUAAUGAGAAGGAAAAUGCUGAAAUGAAGGUAAACACGGAUAUUAAUAUCCAUAAAGAUGAUGACACGACAGGUAGCAAUGAACAGACAGAUAACAGAGGAAAUGCCGAUUGCAAUGCUGAAGAUGUGGUUUCAGGGUUUUUGUACGAUAGGCUUCAGAAAGAGGUCAUCAAUUUAAGGAAGUGCUGUGAGGCUAAAGACAGCAGUUUGAAUGCUAAAGAUGAAGAAAUAAAGAUGCUAGUGAAGAAGGUUGAAGCAUUCUUAAGAGCCAUGGAAGUGGAGUCCAAACGGGUGAAGAGAGAAGCAGUAGCUAAAGAAAAGGAAAAUCGAUCAGCCAAAAUGGAUGAUACCAAAAAGAUAAAUAACAACGACUCCUCUAGAAGGUUAAGCAAAACAUCUUGAAGAUUCCCAUGGAUGGUACGUGGAUGUUGUAGAAAAAUUGGACUUCAUUUGAUUCGUUUUCCAUGUCUUCUGAUUUUCAAUGUAAAUAUUGAAUGUUUUUGCUGAUUGUAGCGAGUCACAAAUAAAGUUUCUGAUUGAUGAAAUUUGGUUUGUAAAAGAAAUAGGGUUGGACUGUUGGUUGGAGACCUGAUCUUUAUAACAUCCUAGGAUGAUGUCCAAUUGUGUUUUCUAAUGCUUGACGUUUGUAUAAAUGAUUAUCCAAUACGAUUCACUUGGUUUCUUUCCUUACUUUUAUAGAGCUGUAAUUUAUGUUUUGGUGACUGCUAGAUGUAGAAUCCUAACCGCAAAAGAAUGCAGAAAACAGAGAAUACGGAAACGAGGGAGAGGUUAUAGAAUUGAGACUAUUAAAGCACAAGAUAUCUAUGGAGAAUCACAUCAACAAAAAGUGUUUUUAUAGAACACAGGUAACCCGAAAACAGUAUCACAUCAACAUAAAAGGCAAGAACACUGUUUGAUCUAGUGGACUGAAAAUGGGCAUAGGAGGACAAUUUAACUAAACCCUAUUGCUUGCAAUGGCUGGUAAAAAUCAGAUUCCCCUCAUAUUGGUCGCAAGUUGCAAUAUUGAAAGAACGUGAGCACUUGUUAGUGGCUAUCAUGAAAACUAUGCCAAUUCCAUUGUCCAUUGCCUUCGAUUUUUCCUUUUGAAAAUUUUUCCUAGCCAAUUUUUAUGUGCAGAUGAUAAAUUUGCCACCUUUUUGAUUGAUAGAACCAUAACUUGCUUCUACACCAAAAAUACAAUAUAGAAAAAUUUCCCACCAUCAAAGCACUGACCUGG